Vitrella brassicaformis is the source of this 6665-nucleotide messenger RNA. NCBI's taxonomy places the organism in Eukaryota, Vitrellaceae. The record is from the annotation of a GenBank genome assembly.
UUAGAUUCUCUCUGAUGACGGUGGCGGAGUGGUUGGUAUUCACAGACUAUAAAGGUCACUGACACACGUACACGCAGGCACCAUGCCAUGCACUCACACGGUCUGUCUGUCAUCUCACUCACUCACGACAUCCAUGCCAUGCAGCCAAAUAAAGGGGUCUGUCGAUCUGCAGUGUCCUCACAGCCAUGACUGACUGAUUUGAGUCCGCGCCAUCCGUGGGCGCGGGCGCAUGAGAGCUACAGCUAUGCACACGUCGGUCCACCAGGCUGUCUCUGUCUGUUGCUGCUCACGUGGCUGUUGUGAUGCCGUCGACGGUGCUGGCGUAGUGGGCCUCCUGGUUGCACAGCGGACACUUGAGCUGAGCAUCCCGGGCAAUGUUGUCGGGCACUCGCCGCUCCAGUGCCUCCAGGCGGGCUUCUCCUUAUUGGCCGCCUCGUGGGCCGCCGCCAUGUCGCGCCAGCAUCCCUCACACAGGCACUUCUGCACACACACACACACACACACGGACAAUGGUGGUAUGCGACUCGUGUGUGUGUCCACUGACCUGCCGACAUGACAAGAAUACGACUGUCGGCGUCUCCGAGAUGCACAUGACGCAGGUGCCCUCCCCGCCAUCGCCAUCAGCAGCAGCAGCAGCAGCAGCGGCCAUCUCCUCCUUCUCGAGUGCAGUAUGACGCACAGCGGCUUCUCUGGCUAGAUCUCGCAGCUCUUGUUUGGCCCUCUUGAUGUCGCGCUUGAAGGCAUCCACCGCUGCGAUGCUGUUGAGCGACUCCAGACGAGUAGGGGUCAGCCUGACCAUGGGCAGACAGGCAUACGGAGAGAUGCAUUCUGGCCCGUCUGUGUGUGUUGGUGGGCCUUUGUUUACCGUUUCUUUGCCUCGUGCUGCAGUGUGUGGUGCUCUUGCUCGAGCGGCUGUAGUGAGGCCUCUAUCUCGCUGUGCUCGUCCGUCAUCCGAGAGAUCUCACCCUCCAACCUGACAGACAGACAGACAGACAGAUCAAGGGCGAUGGGUUCCUUCUGGCUACCAUCGGGACCGUCCUCUCUUACUGGUCUAUAUCGUAUUGGAUGUGCUGUAUGGCCUCGAGCAGCUGACCCUCAGUCGACGACUCGUCCAACAACACCCGCAUCGCUCCACACACAGGCACCCCACACCUGAUUGAUGCACACACAAGGGAGCGACACAGAGAUGCAACGAAGAUCGAUGGCGCGCCUUCCUCACCGUCCCACCCACCCUUCAGCAGCGGAUGUGGGCGUGGAGGCAGACGCUGCAGCUGCGGCUGCGGCUGAGGCGCUCUGCUGCUCGGCUGCGGGGGCCUUUGUGGGUUUGGAUGCGCCGCUCUGCAGCCGGAGGGCAUGCUGUGCGUCGACGGCCGUCUCCAUGAGCUCGUCGAGCCGCUCCUCUUCGCGGCUGAUCUUUGCCUCAAACUCAUGCACUUCGGCAGCCGUGGCGAGGGACACCAACACAUCGUGGCUCAGGCUGCAUCAACAGCACACGGAGUGGAGCCGCUGGGAAGCCCUCUCCUUGUGUGGAUCGCUCACUUGGGAGUGACGUAUUUGAGUCGUCGUAUGUUUGUCUUGAGCUCCUUGACGCGAUGGGCAUCCCCCCGACGGGCAGCCAAGAGAUCACUGUACUGAUCCUCCAGACUGCACACACACGGAACAAAACACAUUGGUAUGACACACAUGGCCAUGUUGUUGUGUUGUCUGACCUCUCCUUCUUGUCGAUGGCUUCGUUCAGGUCAGCCCGCAACUGAGCCGUCACAUUAGCCGGGCAGAACCUGCGCACACACAGUCACAUUGACAGUCGCUUGGGGCUAUGUUUCCUCACUGGUCUGCUGCGGUCGAUGUCUGUGCGGAGGAGGGCCGGUCGGCGGGCGUCGUGCUGACCGUCGAUGACGCCAGCGGGUCGACAAAUGAGGACCUGACGGAUGGAUGACACACACACGCACACACAACAGAGCGAGUCACUCGGUGUGUGGUGGGUCCCUCCGAGCGCCUUACGAUGAGCUGGACGGCCGCUGGGCAGCAAACAAAUGGCUGGCCGGCGCGCCAUGGGCAGGGGAGAGAGGGGCAGGAGCGAAUGGCGAAGGGCCGACACCAGCUGGAGGCUCCUGGCUGAGGACAUUUCGCUGCUGCUGGUGGUCACUCGGGGCGUCAGAGAAGGCCGGCUCGACACUGUGCGCCACACACACAAGAAGGGCAACAGAUGGGGGCUACUGGGUAAAAGUGUCGGUGGCGCUGUCUGCACCUGUCGCUGUGUGUGUCUGGCGGGCAGCUCGGCGCAGCAGCUUUCUCCGUCAAAUCAUCUACUUCUUCAGUCUCGUGCUGUGUGUCGUCGGCCUCCUCCCUCUCGCCAUCUGCCGCUGACUCGGCCUGCUCAGCCGCCAAACGCUGAAGGCAAUGACACACACAUGCAGUAUCCAUGUGUGCAGCGGUGCAGGGGAAGGGCACCUUGAGACGCUUCUGCUCGCGCUUUCUGGCCGCCCUCUCCUCCUUCUUGCGGGCCAUCUCCUCCUCUCGCAGCAGAUCGGCAGCCGCAGCCUUCUGACGGGCCACCAGAUGAGCCAUCAGCACGUCCACACACGACUGAACACACCAAACAAACAAAGCGGCUGACGUGGUGUGCCUUCAUCGUGUCUGCUGACCGUCCGGCCCAAUUGGCGGGCGACAUCGAGGGGUGUUUCGUUCUUGUUGACGGCCUCAGCGUCGACGCCCCUCUCCAGCAGCCACUUGAUCACCUCGGACCACCCAUUACCAGCCGCCAAAUGCAGCAGAGACCAGCCCUCGUUGGUACGGCAGUGCAGACUCAGCACGGGCCUCUUGCGACGCCCUCCCUUGCCCUCGGUCGGUGUACUGCGCGUCCGGCCGUGGCGUUCGAGCACCUCCAGGGUGGCCACUGCACGCGACUGCCGGGCCUUCUCCUUCUGCUCCGCCUCCUUCGUCGCUGUGCCGCCGGCCGCCUGCUGUCCCCCAUCUUCUGCAAGGCCAACGUUUCCGGCCCCUUUGCCCUUGCUGGCGGCCUUCUUGCGGCUCUUGCUGCCCACCAUGGGCUCGGGAGGGGGCACGGGAGCUGUCGCAACACACAAGAGCGUCAGCGCGCGUCAGUCUGGCUCAAUCGACCAGUCACUCACCGUCGCUAUCUUGGUUGCGACGGCAGGCGAGCUGAAGAAGAUUCAUGCCGUCGAGGAAGUCCCCCUCAGAGAGGACUGACGGGUCGGCAUGCGGCUGCUGCAGAAGGUAGUCGAGGACCUCAUGCUGGUGAUAAUAAGCAGCAGCACCUGAAGACACCAAGUCAGACUUGUGUCCAUCCGGCAUUUCUCUCCUGUCCUGUCCUGUCCUGUCCUCUCGACACUCACCGACAGCCGAUGACUUCAUAACUUUUCUGUCUUCACAGUCCACAGCCGCCGGACCGAUUUCGUUGACGUCGGCAUUAUACUCGACCAGAGACUGCAGACAGACAGACAGACAGACAGACAGGCCCAUGAGAGGCGGCUAAGUGAUCUCAUGCGGUCUCUCUACUGGCGUACCUUGACGAUCCGCGGCGGACAGGGAGCAUCAGACGCGACUGCCUCGAUCAGCAAAGGCGUCCGCAAAUAAUCUGAUGCCAUCCAGACGUAAACAGACAUAUCACCCUCCCAGCCCGCUUUGAUUCUCCACUUACCGUCCCGCCGAAUGCUCUCGCCCUCGAAUGGCUCGAUGCUGGCAGGCGAGAGGUCUCGCCACCUGAUAACCUCCCCGUCCCUCGCCCGCACCUGUCCCACCGACAGACCCUCGUCGCCGCCCUCCUCCGUCGGCUUGAUGAAGUUCUCCCGCAGCAGCGUGUCGAGUGACCCAGCCGAGCCGUACAGGGCACAUGACUGAAGGGCCUGCUUCAGCACGAAGCCGUUUCUGUAGGAGACCAUGGGAGUGGGCAGCGACGACAGCAGCGAGCGGUCCUCCUUGAGAUCGACGGGCCUGCGUGGCCCCUCUGGCGUCAACAGGUCGUGUCUGCACGCCUCCCGGAUCGCUCUCGCCGUGGCCUUCAUCUGCACCACUCCCCUGGCCGCCUUCUCACGCAGCUCCUGCCUCUUCCUGUGGUGUGCCGCGGCCGCUGCUGGUGCCUCGACACUGCCGCCCUCCUCCAUCAGACCAGCUGCAGCUGCCUGCAUCCAUCCAUCCACACAAACGGUGUGGUCUGUGUGUAUGCGUGCCCCUGCCAUAUGUGUGUGGGGCGGUGCUUCGCUUGCCGUGGGGAUGGAAGAUGAUCCCGUACUGGCUCCUGCAGCAGUGUUGGUGGCCGUCUGCCCCGAACGGGCCGCGAAAUGCUUCAGCAGCACAGCCUCGCACUCCUGUGAAACACGACAGGGCGGACUCACUCACUGUCACGGCUCAUUGGACGCCAUUCCUUGACAGCUGACCUUCCGGCCGAAUCGACGGGCGGAGUCGAGAGGCGUUUCGUUGAACUGAUUGACAGCCCCAGGGUCCGCCCCAUUCUCGAGCAGCCACUCGACCAGGCUGCACCAGCCGUUGCCGGUGGCCAUGUGCAGGGGCGUGUUGUCAUAUUCGUCCCUGCCGUUGAUGUCGAAGAUGCCGCUGUCUUUCCCGCCGUACUUGACCAGUCCCUCCGCAUCGAGCACCUCGAUCGUGGCUAGGGCCUGCCGCUGUUGCGCUUCCGACGGCUGCGCACCCUCGAGGGACGGCGGGCCAAUGCACCCCAGCUGAAGCAAGCAAGUCAAGAGAAAGGUGGAUGGGGGGGCCUGGCAAAGACAGAGGAGGCACGAACAGGGAUGGAGGUCAUUCGUUCAGAGGUGUGGGCUGUGGUACCUACCGUGUCCGUGCUCAAACGUCGCGAUUGACGGGACUGCGGGGUCGGCUCUUGCCUCACAAAGGAGGAAACCGAGGAGAUCCGGAUGGUGCCACAAUGCUGCCGCGCCUACACAUACACGGAAAGCGGACAUGCAUGAGACAGGGACAAUGCGAUGAGGCUGUGUCUCAGCAAUAUCUUCCUUGCCGCUUACCGACGGCGGAUGUGUUGUAGCUGAGCUUGCCGUAAGUCACCUUUCUCUGGCCGCCAUAGCCUCGUGCAUUCACAUCGGCGUUGUACGCCAGCAGCGUCUGCAUAACACAGACACAUGGAGGCUUCCAUUGCACGCAGCCAGCACGACAGGCUCAGGACGUACCCGCAUGAUCUGGAUGGGCGCGUUGGCCACGGCUGCCUGCACGACCAGGGGGGACGGCACAUAAUCUGGACACACAGACAAGAUCAGAACCAACGUGCACUAAGUGCCGAACCGUCCAUAUCUCUCUCUGUCUGCCUGCCUGUCUGUCUGUCUGUCUGUCUGCGGACCUUCAGUGGCUAGAGUGAGAGGUUCGUCACUGUACAUGCACGAUGGAUAGAGAGCAUCCAGGGUCAGGUCGUCCCACUUGAGCACCUUCCCGCCCCUCUUGGCCCACACCUCACCCACAGCCAGCCUCCCCUUGUCCUUCUCGGUCGGCUUGACGAGCGUCUCCCUCAGCAGCGCCUCGAGCGAACCGGCCGCACCGUGGACCACACACGCCUGCAGGGCGUGGCGGAAGAGCACACCGUCCAUGACGAAGGGGUCGGGAAAGCCCGGAUUUGGCAGCGAUGAGAGCAGGGAUUGGUCCUCCUUGAGAUGCACGGCCUUGCGCUGAUCUUCUGGCACCAGCUGAUCGUGGGCGUACAUCUCCCGCAUCGCCCGCACCAUGGCCUUCAUCUUCUGGCUGUUCGGGUCCAUCCGCUUGAGAGUCUCAUCCUGCCAGCGCGCGAUAAGCUCGUCCAGCUCCCCCACCAGCCCCGGGAACAGCUCCUCCACCACCACCUUCUUGGGCCGUGAGUGCCGCUCGUCGGCAUCACCCCCGUCCUCACCGCCCGACCCAUCGUCGUUGUGCAUCCGUCCCCGAGCUGUCCCCUUGGUGUCCGCCGACCGAGUGGGCCCGCCGGGCGUGCCGAUGGCGCUGCGGAGAUUGGCCAGGGAGAGGAAGGGCGACGAGCUGCCGGCGGGGGAAGAUGCCUUGCCCUGCUUCUGGGGGAAAUCUCUGUCGUGCUUGGGCAAGUGGACGGACGGCUCUUGGCCGUUCUGCUCGUGUGAGUCGCUGAGGUUGUCGUCUGCCAGCUUUGAGAAGUAGGAGCUCUGCUCGAGCUGCCCCUCGAUGGAGUGCAGGCUGGUGUUCUCCUCCAGCACAGCCAGCCGCUUUCGCAUCGCCGUCGUCACAUCCGUGGCCGGGGAAGGCACACCAGGCGUGUCGUCCGGCAGCUCCUCACCUUCCCCCUCGGCCAGCCCGCCCCUCUGCCGGACCAUCUUGCCCAUCUGCUGCCUCUCCGCCUUGUCCAGCCCUGCUGCGUCCUUGCUGCCCACCAGUGAGCUGGGGCCGUCGCUGUCAGGACCGCGGUCUCCCUCGAGCAGACCAGGACACCAGGCGACCGAUGGCCGAGCCGUCGCCGACAAGCACCUGCCCUUGGACGGCUCGUCCUGCAGCUUGGAGGUGAGGAUUCCUCUGCUGAACUCAGGGGCGCCCUGCUGGUGCCGAGGGGGAGUGGUGGACAGUGAGAGCCGAUUGGUCGGUUGGUCGUCACUUGCCGACGCUGGUGUUGGUGGAGGGGCUUGGGUGGGAAGAGGGGGCCCGGAUGCCCACUUGCAGGCCUCCUCGAGCUCUGAGUCGCUCAU